This is a messenger RNA of Salvelinus fontinalis (brook trout), 9408 nucleotides long. RefSeq names its product polypeptide N-acetylgalactosaminyltransferase 6-like. The transcript has 12 exons. The record is from RefSeq and is a predicted model, not a curated record. Gene Ontology annotation, cellular component: Golgi apparatus. Bases 6030 to 7904 code for a protein of 624 amino acids. Lineage: Eukaryota; Metazoa; Chordata; Actinopteri; Salmoniformes; Salmonidae.
AUGGGGGGGAAGAAGUGAGAAGAGAGAGGGGGGGUGAGUGAGUUAGGGAGAGUGGGGUGAAGAAGUGAGAAGAGAGAGAGGGGGAGAGCAAGACGAGACCGAGAGAGCAAGAAAGAGAGAGAGAGACAAACGGCUAAUGAACACUGGAACAUAAAGAAAAAAACAGAUCAGCUCUAUGAUGGACAGGUGUAUGUGUGUGACAAUGUAUUCUUCUGCACACAACUUUAGGUUUGCGUGGCAUUUGCGUCUCAAAUGCCACCCUAUUCCCUAAUAGGGGCCCUGGUCAAAAUUCGUGCACUACAUAGGGAAUAGGGUGCCGUAUGGAACGCACACACAUAAUUUUGUUCUUACUACAACACUUUUUCGACAAAGCUACUUGAAAGAUAUAAAGAAAUAAUUAUAAUGAAGACCUGUUGCCUUACAGAACAAAAGGCAAUAUUUGUUUUGUUGUGAGCUACUCUACAAGUAGUUCACGUCCGGAGUCAUUAUUUAUUUUUCACUGAAAUGGAUAGAGUUUUUUGUUGUCGUGACGACCUUGGAACAUAAACUAUAUAUGUAUUAUAUGAAAUAUGCAAGGAUAAGAAGAAAUGGAUGAAAACGACCAAAGAACACGUUUGAUUAUGAGAGACUGACUACACACAUCUACCAAUUUCAGUUUGAAAUGAAUGCAGAAUGAACAACUGAAAUGAUUGCAGAUCAAACAACUGAAUUUACUACAGAAUGAACAACUGAAAUGAUUGACAACAAAGGCCACAGAAAUCAACGUAACGUUCUUUGAUAGCGGCAAUCACUUACAGUACAUUGAUAAUAUGAAGGAGAGAUGAGAAAUCUGUCUUUGGUUGUGCACAGCGAAUAUAGAGAGAGACCGCACACACACACAGGGUUGGGUUACAGUUACUAGUUACUUGUCCAAAAUGUAGAUUACCCCAACGCAGUAAUGUAAUCUGAUUACUUUCAGCUACUUUUGGAUUACUUCCCCUUAAGAGGCGUAAGAAGAAGACUAAAAGGAUCCAUCAAACGCAUUUAGUGUGUCAUCACAGUGGUCUCUGACAUCACAGUGGUCUCUGACAUCACAGUGGUCUCUGACAUCACAGUGGUCUCUGACAUCAUAGUGGUCUCUGACAUCAUAGUGGUCUCUGACUUGUGGUUAGACUCGGUCAGGUGGAACAAACUUAAACUUGAGCCUUUUUUUCAAGGCUGAAUUGAAUGUCGCUCAUAAUACAGGUGUCGUAAUAUAUUUUUUGUCAAACAGCCUUUCUGAAUUUAUAAGUAAUCCAAUAAAUAAUCAUCUCUUUUCUGAAAAGUUUUUGUAAUCUGAUUACAAUAUUUCUGCUGGUAACGUAACUGAUUACUGUUCGUUUCAGGGGUUUUUUGUAAUCCGAUUACAUAUAACGGAUUACAUGCAACCCUACACAAACACACACAUACCAGUCUUGGGUUGGAUUUCUGUGUUCCUUUCAGGGCCUCUAUUGUGUGCAGGCUAACAAACCCACAGAAGGUAGUUUUCUCUUUGCUAGUUAUGAUCAAUUACUUUCUCUCUCUAGAUGUAUUUUUUGGUACAAGCCAAACAGAAACUUUAGUGAAGGACAAACAAACAACUGCAUUGGUGCCAUGGUACUGGAGGGAGUUUUAACUGCUAUGAGAUGUUUUCUAUGAAAUGCGUGUGUGUGUGUGUGUGUGGUGUGUGGUGUGUGUGUGUGUGAGAGAGAGAGUGAGAGGGGGUAACUGUAUGUUCUCUUUAAAGGGGCAUAACUUUUCACUGUGAGGUUUUUAAAGAUACGGUAUGACAAAUGGAGUGUACCCAAAUGGCAUCCUAUUCCCUAUAUAGUACACAACUUUAGACCAGAGCCCUAUGGGCCCUAUUCCCUAUAUAGUGUACUACUUUAGACAAGAGCCCUAUGCACCCUAUUCCCUAUAUAGUGUACUACUUUUGACCUGAGCCCUGUGGGUCCUGGUAGUGCGCUAUGGGCCCUGGUCAAUAGAAGUGCACUAUAUAGGGAAUAGGAUGCCAUUUGGAAUGUAGGAAUACUUUCUUGACAAAAUUAUUGCAUGUGUUGUUAUUAUAUCUUAUACUUUGGAGUUGUGUUCAUUCCUGAUUUUCAUUUUUGUUGAUUUAUUUGUAUUUUUUUAAAUCACCUUUACUUCAUGUAUUUAAUUCAAAUGUUCUGUGAUUAUGAUUGCAAUUCCAUUCCAACCCUAAAUGUAUAAAAACACUCAUUGAUUUUGGAUUGUAUUAAAAAAUAUGGGCAGGAGGUGGUUCUCUACAGUACAGUGUAAUAGGAGAAUACACAAAAGUUAUUAUUUUAAGUCCACUAGCUGUUACCUUGAAAUAAGGGUUACAUCUAUAGCAGUAUCUGUACUACAUAGUAUUUAACGCUAUCUGAUUUGGCAAGUAGAGGACGUUCGCAUGACUGUAAAUUGGAUAAAAAUCGUCUGCUAAAUGGCAUAUUAUUAUUAUAUUAUUAUUGUUAUACAGUCUAAUAGUCUCUUUACCCCCAAAGGAGUACUGUAUUUUGAAACUGUUAUUUUAUGAUUGUACUUAAAUCACUAAAGAUAUUGUACGUCUAUGGUUACACUACUACUACUACUACUCAUUAUUUUCGCAGUACUAACAUUAUCUACCUUGUAUUGAAAGAAAUGACCAGAAAUGACCAGAAAGCCCAAUGCGGGCUCCCAGGUCAGGACAGGGAUGUGACCUGUUCUUUUGCACCAACAUGAGGGAGAGGAAGAGCUACUGCUGUGUUUAUACUCUAUGCCACUCUCUUCCCUUGGUACUCUGAGUCUCACCAUACUGUAUAUCAGGGGAGGAGAUUAUAUAGGGCCUACCAUGGUGACUUGGGGUCUCUGUCUAUCUAUCUUCUCCCUCAACCAUUAGGAACGAAAUAAUAAAGAGUGGAACAGGCGGAGGUACCAUCUGAACUUGCCCAAUAAGAAACGACUUGUUUUCGUUUUCCAAUGCAAAACGUUUUGCUACUGUGUGCCCUAAUGAACAUGAAUGAGCCUGCUGAUCCCCUGAGCAGCCUGUGUGUAGGAGGGAAUGGAUAUCUGAUUGAAGUUGAUUUGUUCCCCCCUUUUAUUUGGUCUUUUUUCCCCAUUAGUCUCUUAUUGUAUUUGAGUUGAAAGGCCAAGAAAAUAAUGUUUGUUUGUUUUUCCAUUCCAAAAAUAACACUAUACCAGAAUUGAAGAAAUUCGUUUGAUUUCCCCUUGAUACGAAAUCAAUAAAUGGCUGUUUUGUAUUAUUGAUGAUUGUCAUUCAGUUAUUAUUCUGUUAUUAUUCAAUCAAUGUCUGCCCCUAAUCAAUGUGCUAUGUAAACCUAUGUUUUUUGCUGCUGUUUCAUUGCAAUGCACAUUUUAGUCAAAUAAUAAGUUAGUAAAGUUAUUGGUAAUGUCAUGUUCAUAAUAAUGGGUAACACUUUACCUUAAGUUUGACAUUUUGAUCAUUUAGCAGACGCUCUGAUCCAGAGCGACUUACAGGAGUAUUUGGGGUUAAGUUCCUUGCUCAAGGGCACAUCGACAGAUUUUUCACCUAGUCGGCUCGGGGAUUCGACCAGCAACCUUUCGGUUACUGGCCCAAUGCUCUUAACCGCUGGGCUACCUGCCACCAGUUGCUACUAUACCCCCUGUCAACUAAACAUGAAUAAUAACUGUAGUAACAACACUGUAGUCACAUAGGAAUUGCUACGUAACUACAUGGUUUUAGAAUGGGAGUUAGCCUUGUUGCACCAUCCUGAACCCGCCAGCUAACAUAACAUUAGGGCUCCCGAGUGGCGCAGCGGUCUAAGGCACUGCAUCUCAGUGCUAGCGGCAUCACUACAGACCCUGAUUCGAUUCCAGGCUGUAUCACAACUGGCCGUGAUUGGGAGUCCCAUAGGGCGUCAUCCGGGUUUGGUCGGUGUAGGCUGUCAUUGUAAAUAAGAAUUUGUUCUUAACUGACUUGACUAGUUAAAUAAAGGUUAAAAAAUUUUUUAUCAGUUUCUCUAUAUGGAUAAAGUGAAACUAAACCAGAGCACAGCGGUAAGGAUGGUGGAUUAGGAUGCGUCUAGCAGGGUUGGGAUCAAAUUCAUUUAAAUUCCAGUCAAUUCAGGAAGUACACUGAAAAGUCAAAUUCCAAUUCUCUUCCAUGCUUGUCAAUGACUGACAUUUGUAAUUGUAAUUAAGAUUUGCUUUUUGAAUUGAAAUGAAUUGAGCCCAACAAUGGAGACUAGAUGGGAGUAGGCCUGAAGGGAAAGUGUAGACCUAGGUAGGGUUUUUAUUUCUCAACACACCACACAGAAGGGCCUAGCUAGUACCACUGGAGGGCAAUGUAAGACCUCCCAUAGUUUCACUCUUCUGUCUUAUUCACCAGUCAACUGAUAGAACUAAAUCAGUUGGAUUAUCCAAUAAUUGUCUUUUGACGACAGACCAAAAAGCAAAUUGUUGAACAAUGUAAUUUACUGCAAUAGAUGGAAUUCCUAUGCCGUAUUAUUCAAUCUCAACUCUGGACCUCGAAGCCGGUUUCCACUGCAUUUUUUUCAUUGUUCCCCUUUAAUCAGGGACCGACUUAGACUUGGGACACCAGGUGUGUGCAAUUAAUUAUCAGCAGGCCCCAGACCUCAUAGGGCAGGGGUGUCAAACUCAUUCCACGGAGGGCCUAGUGUCUGCAGGUUUUUGGUUUUUCCUUUCAAUAAAGCCCUAGACAACCAGGUGUGGGGAGUUCCUAACUAAUUAGUGAUGUUAAUUCAUCAAUCAAGUAUAAGGGAGGAGCGAAAACCCGCAGACACUCGGCCCCCCGUGGAAUGAGUUUGACACCUGUGUCAUAGGGUAAGAAUGAAAUAUCCCUGCCCUAUAUAGUGCACAAAUGUUGACCAGGGUCCUAUGGGGACACACCAUGGUUUUGGAAGACUAUCGUGGUGUUGCUGGAAUGUCAGAUUUCCACAAGCAAUGUCAAUAAACUGCCUGCGAUCAAGAUUUAGACCUUGCGCAUUAAGCUGAGAGAUGGAGGCAAGCAAUUGGCUUCUCAAUGUCUGAAGAUAAAUCCCAAAUGGCAUCCUAUUACCUAUACAGUGCACUACUUUGGACCAGAGCCCUAUUGGCCUUGGUCAAAAUUAGUGCAAUAGGGAAUAGGGUGCCAUUUGGGACAAUACAGAAUAAAUCAGUCUACAGUUUCAAGACGGCAGUAGUGGAGAUGGUAUUUAAUUGCUUUGACAUGAAUAAUGUAACUAUGUUGAAGUAAUGGCUGUGUUAACGUAGACUACAGCAUUCUAUGCUGAGCAUUAAUUAAACAAUGUGUCACGCCCUGACCAUAGAGAGCCCUCGGUUCUCUAUGGUGUUUAGGUCAGAGCGUGACUGGGGGGGUUGUCUAGUUUAUAGAUUUCUAGGUUCGUGGUUUGUGUGGUUCCCAAUUAGAGGCAGCUGGUAAUCGUUGCCUCUAAUUGGGGAUCAUAUUUAGGUAGGCUUUUUCCCCACCUGCAUUUGUGGGAUAUUGUUUGAGCACUAUGUCGUCACGGUCUUUGUAAGUUUUGUUAUUUUGUUUCACUUUGUAAUUAAUGACGUGGAACUCAAUUCACGCUGCGCCUUGGUCCGCUCAUUUCCAAGAUCGUGACACAAUGUGAAUUAUUUUUCCUGUUGCCAAAUGGCUAAUCUAAUCGUUUUAAAAUCAGUGUUUUUGAUGUAGAAUAAAUUCAUCUAGUCUUCAGAUGUUUUAAAGUUGUAUUCCUGGUUGCAAAGUAACGGUAGACAAGCCCAUAGACAUGACAGACCGUCACAGUCCGGUCUGUGUCAGUGACGUGGAGUUAGGUUUUCUUUAGGACCCUGCAAACGGCAGUUAAUCAUUUCAACGAAUGGCACCUGUUCGAUUCAAAGGGGAAAUCGGGAGGCCACGGUGUUGGUGCUAGUAUAUCCUUUUCGCGCGGAGUAAAAUAAACUUUUAAAAUGAUUACCUACGUCCAUCUAUCUUAUUUGCAAUACUAAAUAAAGAGCGUCGCAAAGCCGUCUCUUCAAAUUUGUGAACAGGUUCCAAGCAGCGAGCCAUUUGGCAUUGCCCCACCACCAUGCGUCUGUUCCUGCGUCGGCGCAUGUCCCUCCUGAAGCUGGCCCUGGCUGGGGGGACUCUGUUUAUGGUUGUCCUUGUCGUCCUCCAGAAAGACGUGGGCUUCAGCUCCAACUCUGUCCAGGACCCCUGGUUCCAAGACCUGGUGGAACGCAAGGAGAGAGUGCUGGUGAUGGUCCGAGGAGCAGUCAACAACUUGGGCUUCCAGAUUGGAGCUCCCCAGCCUCCACUGGUGGAGGAGCAGCAGGCCACCUCAGACCGCAACUGUCCUCCAGGUCACUACACCCAAGCAGAGUUGAAGCCAGUCCUGGAGAGGCCCCAACAGGACCCCCAGGGGCCCGGGGCAGAUGGGACAGGCUAUGAGAAAGACAAGAUGACACCAGAGGAGGAGAAAGAGAAGGAAGAUGGGAUGACUGUUAACUGUUUCAACCAGUUCUCCUCCGACAGGAUCUCCCUCAGCCGUAGCCUAGGAGACGACACCCGGCCACCAGAGUGUGUGGAGUGUAAAUUCCGUCGCUGUCCUCCUCUCCCCACCACCAGUGUAAUUAUAGUGUUCCACAAUGAGGCCUGGUCCACCCUGCUGCGUACCGUCUACAGCGUCCUCCACACCUCCCCUGCUGCCCUGCUCACUGAGAUCAUCAUGGUGGACGACGCCAGCACUGCAGAGCACCUGGGGACUCGGCUGGAUGAGUAUGUGAAACAGCUGAAUAUAGUGAAGGUGGUGAGACAGCAGGAGAGGAAGGGCCUGAUCACAGCCAGGCUCCUGGGGGCCAGGGGGGCACUGGGACAAACACUCACCUUCCUGGACGCACACUGUGAGUGUUUCCAUGGCUGGCUGGAGCCCCUGCUUGCUCGUAUCGUAGAGGAGCCCACGGCCGUGGUCAGCCCAGAGAUCACCACCAUCAACCUGAAUAACUUUGCCUUCAAAAAGCCUGUAGCCACCGCUAAGGCCCAGAACAGAGGAAACUUUGACUGGAGCCUCACCUUCGGCUGGGAGGGCAUCCCCGAGCAGGAGAGGAACAGACGCAAAGACGAGACCUACCCCGUCAAAACUCCAACGUUUGCCGGUGGGCUCUUCUCCAUCUCCAAGAAGUAUUUUGAACACAUUGGGACGUACGAUGACAAGAUGGAGAUCUGGGGGGGUGAGAAUGUGGAGAUGUCCUUUAGGGUGUGGCAGUGUGGGGGCCAGCUGGAGAUCAUUCCGUGUUCUGUGGUUGGUCACGUGUUCCGUACCAAGUCCCCCCACACCUUCCCUAAAGGCACUGAGGUCAUCACACGGAACCAGGUACGAUUAGCCGAGGUCUGGAUGGACGACUACAAACGCAUCUACUACCGACGCAACAGUAACGCUGCGAAGAUGGCCAAAGAGAAAGGGUUUGGUGACAUCUCAGAGCGUGUGAAUCUGAGGGAGAGCCUACAUUGUAAGAACUUCACCUGGUAUUUGAAUAAUAUCUACCCUGAGAUGUUCGUACCAGACCUCACCCCGACCAAGUUUGGAGCGAUUAAGAACUCUGGCACUCAGAGCUGUCUGGAUGUAGGAGAAAACAACCAAGGAGGAAAGCCACUGAUCAUGUACACCUGCCACAACAUGGGGGGCAAUCAGUACUUUGAGUAUACGUCCCACAAGGAGCUGCGUCACAACAUAGGGAAGCAGCUGUGUCUGCAGGCCAACCCCCAGCCAGACCAGGUUAAGAUAGAGCUCUGUACACUGAAGGGCCAAGGGACCAGCGUGGCGCCACAACAGGAGUGGGUCUUUACAGAGGAGAAUCUCCUCCAGAACCCAGCCAGUGGAAAAUGCUUACUCCUGAUAGGGAGCCAGAUAGUGAUGUACUACUGCAACACUGCUGAUCUCAACCAGCACUGGACAUUCAGUUGACCUCCCUGAACUUUAACCCCUGACCUUAACCAAAAUUAAAGCUUGUACUGGACCUUGACCCCUAUACCAGCUCAUCCACCCAUAGACUCAGGGUCAAGAAGGAAGGGCCAGUGCCAGCUGAGGACAACAGGACAGGAACAUAUGCCACUGAGAACACAACAUUGCUGACUUGAGAGGAAUGAACUGGUAGAACAUGGAGUACUGCCUACCUAUGUGAAUGAGCUCAGGAUUUAACCUCUGACUGUUUGAACUAUAUUUAUGAUGGAGACUCAGGAAUGAAGGUUGAAGGUGGUCUGGUUCCUUCUCGUGGUGGGGGGGAACUGAACACUGCAGCCUGGGUUGUGUUCAGUAGGGGGAAAUAUUUCGAAGCAGAGUGAAACUGGGAUCUCCACUCCUACCUGAACUUGUCCAAUGAGAACACAGAUUGACAUUUUUGUUGCAAAACCUUUUGCUACGGUAUACCCUACUAAACAUGACCCUGAACUGGCAGGCAGCGAUAUGCUCUACCCAGCUAAUAUGGUAGGAAGAUGUCCAUCACUGACCACUAGGAUCUUAACACAGAAGUUCCUUUUCUUUAUACUCCAGAUUUUAAAUAAUUGUUUUGUUUGUCUAAUUUACACUAUGUUUGUCAGGAAAUUAAUGUAGACAUUGUGAAUGUCGUUGCUGUGACAAUGCAAAUAUCUGCCAAAGGGAGAGGUGUAAAAAAAAAAAUGUUUUUCUUAUUUGUCAUAGUAAACUGACAUACUGUAUGUUCCUUACAGGAUAUACCAGAGGUAAAGGGAUAUUCAAAAUCAUGACAAAUAUUCCUAUUAACAUAUGAAGGAUUGGAAUGGAAAUUGAAUGAGUACUUUUGGGGGGUUUUAAUUUAGUUUAAUUCUUGAUUUAUUAACAUGCCUUUAAUAAGACUUGUGAUAUCAACUUUACCCAUCUUUUGGCCACAUUAGAUUAAUAAAAACAAGAAGAUUGUGUAUUACAGCCAGCAUUUGAUAACAUGUCUUUCCAGCAGCGUCUACCAAUGUGAUACUUGGUUGGUUUCUACCAGACUGUCUCCAGCUCGUUGUGUGUUUUUGUUCCUGGUUAUGUACUAAUUUACAUAUGGCACGAACUGAAAGUACUGUGUGUUCAAAAUACAAUGCUAUUAGGCAAAUUAUCUGGCAAGGGAACUAAGGGAUGCUGAAUAUCAUGCUCUUGUGUGUGUCUGUUCCUAUGUGACUUUCAUACUUUUUGAUUCCAGACCAACUUUUAUUACGCUGGAGAUAUGGGCCCUGUUCUUAUCAGAACCCACAAGCUGAUAAUACUAGACUUUUCUUUUUGUCCCAAAUGGUACACCGUUCCCUAUAGUGCACUACUUUUGACGAGGGCCCGUAGGGAUCUUGUCAAAAGUUGUGCACUAUGUAGGUAAUAGUGUGGUAUUUGGGACUUACGAAUUCCUACAAUAAUAAACCUUGUUCCGGGUAAGCUGUUGAAUAGGCUAGUUAAUGAUAAAUAUAUCUUUCUCUCACAA